Messenger RNA from Mizuhopecten yessoensis (Yesso scallop), 3871 nucleotides. RefSeq lists its product as uncharacterized. Bases 772 to 2520 code for a protein of 582 amino acids. The record is from RefSeq and is a predicted model, not a curated record. NCBI's taxonomy places the organism in Eukaryota, Metazoa, Mollusca, Bivalvia, Pectinida, Pectinidae. The transcript has 2 exons. Gene Ontology annotation, molecular function: zinc ion binding; nucleic acid binding.
UCCAGCGAUCGAACCUGUAGUGAAAACAGGUCUGUAACCUGACGAAAGAGGCGAGGUCUAGAGAGGACUGCAGGGGAAGUUGUCGACUCGUUACCAUUGCUAAAAACUAUACGAUCACGAAACGGAUUUAACGGAGUGACAACGGAUGCAAAACCCUCUUCGGACCUCCCCCUAUUGCAGAAUGGUGCCGUGACCAGGAUGUAGUUGUGCAAGUACUGAUGCAUGAUUCAUGAUCACUUUGUUGUUUUAAAAAUAAUACAUAUUAGCGGUAUUUUGUACUCAAGUUUUAUUGUCAUAAUUUGUAUUUGUGACGUUGUAGAUACUCUAUUGAAAGAUAUUCAAGGCCUCUAACAAUAUACUGUCUACUAGAGUUUACAAGUUUUUAGGUUGAUAUUUUUGUUGUUGUUGCAUUUUUUUAAUAGAAAUCUACCAAUAAAUAUGGAUAAAAAUAGUGAUACUGAGUUAGUCUCUGAUCGGGAUUAUGAUAGCAUAGAGGGAGAUACAGAGGGGCAUGGUAGUGUAUAUGUUCCAUGUUCGUCACCCGGAGAUAGACAGAAGGUGUAAGGGGUAGCAACUAUCCCACUAACACCUACAACCGCUUCACCUAGAGAUAGAUUUUUGGGUCAGAGUAGGGCUAGGGUUUCUCGUAGAGAAAAGCAACCCGAUACCUUUAAUGGAUCAAGUAGUGAUUGGCAGGACUACAUAGUACAUUUUGAGCAGGUUUCUACAUGGAAUGGGUGGACAGAAACUGAGAAAGCUCAGCAAUUAAGUAUGAGUCUUCGGGGAACUGCUCAGAAGCUUCUUAGUAGCCUAACUAGUGGUCAGCUGUCCAAUUAUCAGGCAAUUAAGAAUACACUGACUCAAAGGUUUAAUCCUAAGGAACGUAGUGUUGCCCAUAGGUGUGAGUUUAGGAAUAAACAGCAGGGAAAAGGUGAAUCGGCUGCUGACUUUGGGUAUACUCUAAGGAGACUAGCUUUGUUAGCUUAUCCAGAGCUACCAUAUACAUACCUGGAGACCCAGGUAGUAGAUCAGUUUAUCAAUGGGUUGAGGAACUGUGAAAUGAGAAAGAAGGUUACGUUUAGUCACCCACAAACAUUAGACGAAGCUAUUUCCUCAGCUGUUGAGUUUGAAGCAGUGUUAGGUUGCACCUCCAUUAAACUUCAUGGCGAUUCAGUGAAAGUUUGUACUUUACAAACGGUUAGCGCUAAGUCUAAAUCUAAUGAAUAUGAGAAUGAGGAGAAAUUGACACAAGAGACAAUAACCCAACUUAUCGAUAAACAGAUAGGUAAUUUGUCUAGGAGUAGAAAUGAGCAUAGAAAACGUUCAAUCGAGACAACUACAAAAACUGGUGCUUGCUAUUUUUGUAAAGAAGUAGGGCAUUACGUAAGGGACUGUGCUAGGCUCAGUACUCUGAAGGAAAGGGAAGAAAGGGUAGCAAAAGUAGAGUCAGACCAAAGGAAAGCUGAAGUCGCAGCCAAGAUCCCAGCUGGUCAAGAUGCAAUACACACAUUAUGUAUUUCUAGGCAUAAAACAAGGUUGGAGAAAAGAGAGAAGACUCAAGGGAAAACAGAAAAACAAGAGACGGUGUCAAGUCAGGUUCGACAAACAUUACAUGAUGUAUAUUCAGACAUGGGUUGUCUUUAUACAGAUGUGCAGGUGCACAAUGUAACAUGUAUGAUGCUGAUAGAUACUGGGUCUCCUGUUUCUGUUCUCUCCUAUGCAGAGUUUUCAAAAUUGGGGUUAGAUGAACUGUCGCUACAGAGAUUUGAAACAAAUAUCACUACAGCGGAUGGUAACCAAGUGGAAGUUAAAGGGUGUAUUCCUUUAGUUUUCGAAAUGGGCUCAAAUACUUUUGAACAAAUAUUUGUAGUGGCUACCGUAGAUAACCUGUCUGGGAUGCUGGGAAUGGAUUUCUUGGUGAAAUACAAUAGUACAAUCCUGUUAGAAAAGGGAAUACUUGAGACCUGUCAGGGAAAUUUUCAUUUAAGUCAACAGAGACGUGAUAGUGACAAUGUAGUACUAUCUGUAAUGAACAUGGAACCACAAAUUGUCCGUAAACAGCCAGAGUUGGUAAUUAGUACUGUAGAUACAGUAACUAAGGACAUAGGUCAGGAAUGUACAAAGAUAGAUGAGAUUGUGGAUAGUGAACAUCCAAUCAGAGUUAAACUUCGUAAAGGAAGUAAUGCUGUUAAUAUGAACACUACUGAGGGAGAUACUCAUUCCGUGAACGAUUCGAAUGAAGUCUCAGUCUUGAAAAACGAAUCUUAUGAGAAGACUUAUUUAGCUAGUACCAACAAUGCUACCUCAAUCAAUCUUCUGAUAGGUAUGACGAUAGUGAUGAUUGCGAUGACUAUGCUUGGUAUGAUUAGGUCUGAUCAACUAGUUCAUGUAUUACUUACGGGUCAUACUGAUGAGUGUAAAAUAUCUGGUUCAAAUCUGGUGACACUACUAGACAGAAAAUGGUACUGUCAGACAAGUCGUGUCGCUAUUGGUAGACCAAAGGUUUGGUAUCCUCCGUAACUAGACCAGGUAUAGCUAUGGAUGUGUAGAUGUGUAAAUACGUAGUAGGAAAUAGGUUGUUAUAGUUCGUUUUUAUAUUGGAAAGUAGUUGAUACAACACCGGAAAUGGGUGGGGUAUCUGUAACAAUCCGAGCAACUGUUAAUAGUUGUCAUUAUUGAAUUAAUAUAGGAGCCACCUUUACUCCCUAUAUGCAGAGUUAGAUGAAGUUAGCCAAAGGGUAGUAAACAUAAAUCUUAGUACAGUAAUAUGUGAAUUUUGUAGUAGAGAUGUGGUCUUCUUAGAACUUGUAUAUAGUACCAGACAUAUACGAGGUAGAGACAAUACUGUCUAGUUUGAACAGACAUGAAUAAUGCUUAGGUACAUAGCCUAACACUAGUGUCUCAGGAAAUAAGUACAGGAGCUUUACCAUGGCGUGGACAGGGGUUUGGAGCUCAAGGAACUGUAAACAGUUCCACCGAGUUCCAUAUCCGUAAAAUGUUCAAGAAGAUUAUGAUGGUCCAACAAGGGACACCGAGCCGAUGGGAACGGGAACUCCAUACGCUCCCAACCGCCGACCAAACCAUGAGACCAGGAGGGAAAGGAACCAUACCACAAGCUUGACUGAGGGAUUAAUGAAGUAUCCUGACAGAUUCGCGGGAAUGCUUAAGCUUUAUUGUGUAUUUCAACGCAUGUGAAUAAGUGUUAUGCAUUGUCAAUAUGUGUGUCAUGCCUUAUGUGGACUAAUAGAACUUUGAUGAACUUUUGUUGCACAUGGUACAAAGUUUAGGACUUGGAUAAAUAGCUGUAUUCACAAAUAUUGUAAUGGACAUAUAUAUUUGUUGAUUAUGUCAUGCAAAUUACAUUUGCAUCACUGGGUAGUAUAGAUAUUGGAACUAGGAAAAGGUAGGCAUAGUUUAUCUGUAGCCUAGCGUGGGUUAACAUUAGCAGUCGAUAGUCAUAUAACGUGGUUAUUUGUUAAGAUUGUUAUUAGACAAAGUAAAUUUAUUAUAGAAAAAAAAAAUAUUACUUUGAUCUUAGGGGGGAGGAGUGUGGGAGGGUAGGUUGUUUACUUCUCACAUUUGUAUUACUUUGUUAAGUAUGAUUGUUGUUUAUGAUUUAGAGACAGGGAUCUGUUACUUUCUGUGUUAUUCACCCUUAUGUAGGGUAGGGCUUUUCGUUCAGUGUAGGAUUCCUGGCGAUCAGCUGCUACGAUACCGGUGCUGAAAUCUGUGUGUUUACACUUUUGAGACGGCCGGAAGUGGGUGAUAGUAAUAACAGGAAUAGGUUCCCGCUCCUCGCUCACAUGCUUUUAGAUGGUGAGGCUGGGUUCGAGAUUAACAGUUGGUCACUCAUCUUCGAGGCUAUUUGGUG